Dermacentor andersoni is the source of this 1390-nucleotide messenger RNA. Its product is annotated as protein Skeletor, isoforms B/C-like. Lineage: Eukaryota; Metazoa; Arthropoda; Arachnida; Ixodida; Ixodidae. The record is from RefSeq and is a predicted model, not a curated record.
GCGACGCGAACUCUUCGCCCCAGUCGUUACUUGUGGAGCGGUGUGCGAUGAGUUGUAGAGCGACCAUGUCUUCUCCAAGGGCGAACGUCAUCGCCGUGCUGCUACUAGUCGGUGCCAUAGCGCUUCUGCUGCCCAAGACGGAAGCAGGAGGUGGCUUUGUGGCAGAUGAAGAACAGCGCCUCAACUUGCUAAGACCGCAUCGGAGCGGCCCACUUCGUCACCGGGUCGCGAGGGACGUCACUGGACUCAUCCGCGGUGUGCGGUGGUCCCCUGUCGGAGGCAGAUCUGCUCGGUCUCCUCUGCCGGCGCCAAAGACGGUGACCAAGGCAGCCGCACCGCUGACGCUUCCGGCGCUCACCAAGAGGGCGCACAACGUCGGAUCGGGUCCUAUUGUGCUCAAGAGCAAGAAGAAGAUCUUUAUCCCUAAGUUCACUUACGAUGGUGCUGGUCCAGAUGUGUACUUCUUGGUGGGCAAGGGAGCCAAGGUCACCCACAAGGGCGCUACCAAGAUCCCCACUCCGACUGGAGAAACCAAGAUAAAGAAGGGCUACACAGGCCAGGACGUGACACUGACGCUUCCGGGGAGCUUGACAUUCAACGAUGUCGACUGGUUCGCCGUUUACUGCAUCACCUACGAAGAGAACUUCGGUGAUGUGCGCAUACCGAAGAACCUUAACCUGCCUGCCAUCUGAGCACUGAUUCAUCUUUAGAUGUUGGGGGUUAAGAAACUCCGUUCGCUUUGUACACAGCUGGACAUUCUGGCCGGCAGAGAAAGAUGAGGCUCUCUGAAACGUGUAGUUAACACCAUGUGUGCUUUGUUGCAGAACAUGAAAGUUAACUGUCAUGCAAGCAAACUUGUGACCUACGCUUUGAUAAAAUAAGUACUUUGCAAACAAUGGUCUCGUUGCCGAACAGGUUAAAAUGCAUUCUUACCUUUUGAAGAGAGUCUCACCUUUUUCUUCAACUCGGUGCAUGUGUAAGCUAUCUGGACAAGCACAGAGUUGAAGCGUGCGUCACCACGUGCUGUAAGCGGAAAUGGUUUUCUGCCAAGUGCAAUGAAUAACUCCCAAGUAUCUUAUGUUUGUACCGCUAUCACAUACAGGGCGGGGAGAAUAGAAAAGGUGGCCCAUCCGGUUGACUUUGCACGCUAUACAAAAUGCUGUGUGCCGCCCAGCCUCAUAAUACGCCUUUCGCUUCAAAGAAACUGUUAUUAGUGUUUUCAUCCACUUCAACAUCUUGAUAUUAUUCAACAGGUUUUCUUCGGCCUUUUGAAACCACACGUCUUUUUUUUUUGUUCUUGCUUCACUGGACAUUACAUAUAGCAACCAUAUGGCCUCGGCCAGAAAGAAUAAAAAAACCGCCAUUUCAGCAAUAAAUGCAUGAAACUCGA